AUGUCAUUGAGUGGAUUAUUUGCAAUUAAUAAACCAACAGGUAGAACUUCAACCUUUUACUUGAAUGGGAUUAAAAGAAAUUUUUUUAAAGAAGGACAAAAGUUAGACAGUACUAGAAAUAAAAAGAAAGGUAUAAAAAUAGGGCAUGGUGGAACCUUAGAUCCAUUAGCUUCAGGUGUUUUAGUAAUUGGAAUUAAUGAUGGUUGUAAGAGUUUGAGUAAAUUUUACGGUUGUGAUAAAGUCUAUAGCGCAACAGGAUUAUUUGGCUUUGCUACUGACACUUAUGAUUGUCAAGGAGAAGUUAUAAAAGAAGCAUCAGCUGAUCAUAUUACCAAGGAGAAUCUAAUUCAAGCAAUAUCAAAAUUUCAAGGUGAAAUCAAACAACUUCCACCUUUAUAUUCUGCAUUAAAAAUGGAUGGACGUAGGUUAUACGAUUAUGCACGUAAAGGUCAAUCACUUCCACGAGAAAUAGAACCUCGGCCAAUAACAAUUCAUUCCAUAUCCCUAUUAGAGUUUACCACAGAUCAAAUCCCAACUCCAACUACCUCUCUACUACAAUUAAAGUCAUCACCAUUACCAUCACCGUCAUUAAAACAUCCAAUCUUUAAGAUUCACAUAAGUUGCAGUGGUGGGACCUACAUUAGAUCGUUGGUUCAUGAUAUUGGAGAAGCACUUGGUAGCUGUGCGCAUGUAAUAGAAUUGAAAAGAAUUCAACAGGGUGAAUUUCUACUUGGUAGAGAUACCAUUGAAUGGGAUGAGUGUUCUGACAUUAAUAAUAUUAUUAAAAUAUUGAGAAAUUGA
Molecule: messenger RNA, 801 nt
Organism: Entrophospora candida
Lineage: Eukaryota; Fungi; Glomeromycota; Glomeromycetes; Entrophosporales; Entrophosporaceae
Source: the annotation of a GenBank genome assembly